Molecule: messenger RNA, 702 nt
Organism: Saprolegnia parasitica CBS 223.65
Lineage: Eukaryota; Oomycota; Saprolegniomycetes; Saprolegniales; Saprolegniaceae
Exons: 4
Biological process (GO): cellular response to phosphate starvation
Source: RefSeq, a predicted model, not a curated record
AUGGUCAAGUUCGGCAAGAAGCUGCUGCUCAACGUCAACCCCGAGUGGGAAGGGCAAUACCUCGAGUACCGCCAGCUCAAGAAGGACCUGAAGAAGCUCACGCUCCGCUCCAAGGACCCGAACGACCCGCUCUUCUCCCCAAAGUUUGAGAAGAAGCUUGACGCGGAGAUUGAGAAGAUCGUGCUCUUCUUCCUUACGAAGCAAGGCGAGUUUGCGCAGCGGCUCGCGACGUACCGCCAAGCGCAGCAGUCGCUUCAGUAUGCGUCCGAGGCGCAGACCAUCGCGAGCCUCGCCGACGGGUACCGCAAGAUCGGCGAAGAGCUCGUGCAUUUGCUGCACUACGUCGAACUCAACGCGACGGGGCUUCGCAAGAUCCUCAAGAAGCACGACAAGAACAACAAGGCGCACAAGAUCACGGACAACUACAUUAGCACGCGCGUCGACGCCAACGUCUCGCACCUCCAGCAGCUCUACCACGACGAAGGUAUCUCGGCCAUCAUCGCGACGAUCCGCGUCGCGCUCAAGGACCUGCAGUCGCUCCAGGCCGACCUUGGUUUGCUGCCAUCGCCGCUCGCCGCGCCGACGCCGUCGUACAAGUCGUCGUCGACGACCCUCGUCAAGAUGGAGCGCUCGAUCAGUGAGACGGAGCCGAUUCUGAACAAGAUCUCGGUGGCGCGCCAGCGGUUCGUAUCCCUCUUCCAC